AGCGAGCCCGGCUCGGCGCACUCCCGUGCGACCCGGGCGCGUGUCGGCCGGAUGUCCCGGCGCACCCGCCUCUCCCCGCCACAAUGCGCGCCAUGGCGCUCCCCGGGGCCCGGGCCCGCGGCUGCAGAGCCGCGGCCAAAAUGGCCCAGAGGCGCCGCUACGCAGAGUACGCGAGAGGAUCCCAGAGUCGUGGGCCGCCGGUCUCGCGCGCUGCGCUUUACGUGCACUGGCCGUACUGUGAGAAGCGCUGCAGUUACUGCAAUUUCAACAAAUACAUCCCCCGCGGCGUGGAGGAGGCAGCCAUGCGGAGCUGUCUGGUGACCGAGGCUCGGACACUGCUGCGACUCAGCGGGGUGCAGAGGGUGGAAUCUGUGUUCUUUGGUGGGGGAACCCCCAGUCUGGCCAGUCCCAGCACCGUGGCCGCUGUCCUGGAGGCCGUGGACCAGGCAGCUCACCUGCCUGCAGACUCCGAAGUCACACUGGAGGCCAACCCCACUUCCGCCCCAGGCUCCAGGCUGGCUGCUUUUGGGGCAGCAGGGGUCAACAGGUUGUCCAUUGGGCUUCAGUCCCUGGAUGACACCGAGCUCCAGCUGCUGGGGCGGACACACUCGGCCCGCGAUGCUCUGCAGACACUGGCAGAGGCGCGGCGCCUCUUCCCCGGCCGUGUGUCUGUGGACCUGAUGCUGGGGCUGCCCGCCCAGAAAGUGGGGCCGUGGCUUGGGCAGUUGCGGACGCUGCUGGGCUGCUGUGACGACCACAUCUCCCUCUACCAGCUGAGCCUGGAGCGGGGCACCGCACUCUUCACCCACGUGCAGCGGGGCACCCUUCCUGCCCCUGACCCCGAGCUCGCUGCUGCAAUGUACCAGGAGGGACGGGCCAUGCUCCGGGAGGCCGGCUUCCGCCAGUAUGAGGUCUCCAACUUCGCCCGGAAUGGGGCGCUCAGUACUCACAAUUGGACUUACUGGCAGUGUGGUCAGUACCUUGGCAUUGGGCCCGGGGCCCAUGGGCGAUUUGCGCCCCAUGGGGCCAGGAGCCACACCCGGGAGGCUCGGAUCCAGACCCUGGAGCCGGAUAACUGGAUGAAAGAGGUGAUGCGGUUUGGACAUGGCACCCGAAGGCGCGUCCCCCUGGGCCGGCUGGAGCUGCUAGAGGAAGUUUUGGCCAUGGGGCUACGUACGGACGUGGGGAUCACUCACCAGCACUGGGGGCAGUUUGAGCCCGAGCUGAGCCUCUGGGACGUGUUUGGAGUAAGCCAGGAGGUGAAGGUGCUGCUGGUGCAGGGCCUGUUGCUGCUGGAUCACAGGGGUCUUCGGUGUUCCUGGGAGGGUCUGGCUGUGCUAGACUGUCUGUUGCUGACCCUUCUGCCUCUACUCCAAGAAGCCUGGGCACAGAGGACUCCCUCCCCUGUGCAAGGAGGAUGACCAGACAUUCCUGUGUCACAGGACCACGCCAGGCUUGAAGCUGCUGUGUCUGCCCGGCACCACGUAGCUGAACUUGAGGUGUCUGUUUUCCCUCCCGAAGAGGCACCAACAGCGAGGCCGUCCCCUUCCUGGGACAGGACUACAUGCUGCAAAGAAAAGGACUUGAAAUAAUAGGAUUGCUAUGAAGUCUGUGUUUUUGGCUCCUGGCCCCCAGGAAUUCAUACCUGGAAACAGAGUCCCCAAGGGGACAGUAUUAGGAGGUGGGACCUUUGGGCGGUGACUAGGUCAUGAGGGUGGAGCCUUAGUUUUUCUAAAAGAGGCCCCAGAGGACUCCCCAACUCGCUCCACCACCUGAGAAGAUGUGGACGUCUGCAAACCAGGACGUGGACCCUCCGAGGACCGGAAAUCUGCCUGCACCUUGAUCUUGGACUUCCCCCGCCUCCAGAACUGAGAAGUAAAUAGUUAUUGUUGAACACA
This is a messenger RNA of Enhydra lutris kenyoni (northern sea otter), 1898 nucleotides long. RefSeq names its product radical S-adenosyl methionine domain containing 1. Gene Ontology annotation, cellular component: cytoplasm. Gene Ontology annotation, biological process: porphyrin-containing compound biosynthetic process. Gene Ontology annotation, molecular function: 4 iron, 4 sulfur cluster binding; coproporphyrinogen oxidase activity. Bases 84 to 1421 code for a protein of 445 amino acids. NCBI's taxonomy places the organism in Eukaryota, Metazoa, Chordata, Mammalia, Carnivora, Mustelidae. The transcript has 10 exons. The record is from RefSeq and is a predicted model, not a curated record.